Sander lucioperca (pikeperch) is the source of this 1109-nucleotide messenger RNA. RefSeq names its product X-ray repair complementing defective repair in Chinese hamster cells 2 (gene xrcc2). Gene Ontology annotation, cellular component: centrosome; Rad51B-Rad51C-Rad51D-XRCC2 complex; replication fork. Gene Ontology annotation, molecular function: ATP binding; four-way junction DNA binding; ATP-dependent DNA damage sensor activity. The transcript is spliced from 6 exons. The record is from RefSeq and is a predicted model, not a curated record. Bases 116 to 985 code for a protein of 289 amino acids. Gene Ontology annotation, biological process: double-strand break repair via homologous recombination; DNA strand invasion. Lineage: Eukaryota; Metazoa; Chordata; Actinopteri; Perciformes; Percidae.
UCCAUUACGGUAACAGCCGUUUACUCUCCGUCCAUUACGGUAAUACCGCAGAAACAGGAAGUGAGCUCAACAGAAGCGGCAGCGUUUGGUUUUCUGUUUGGAAGAUGAAGCUGAAAUGACUGAAAGUGGCGCUCAGCUGUUUGCCCGUCUGGAGGCUCGGCGUUCUCUGAAAGACGUUGAACCUCGCCUGUUUCCUGAAGACGGAGGCCCCGACCACGGUGAGGUGGUGGAGCUGUAUGGAACGGAGGGAACAGGUAAGACGGAGCUGCUGUACCACCUGCUGUGUCGCUGUGUGUUGCCCGUGGCGUGCGGCGGCCUGGAGGUGGAUGUUGUGUUCGUGGACACCGACUACAGUCUGGACAUGUUACGACUCGUCAGCAUCCUAGACAGCAGACUGAACGCAGACGAGGCAGCGUUGCGUUCAUGUCUCUCUCGUCUCCUGGUUGUCCACUGCUCCUCCUCCUCCCAGCUCCUCCUCACCCUCCACUUCCUGGAGACGUCGUUGUCGUCGCGGCCCGGCCUGGCGCUUCUCCUCAUCGACAGCAUCUCCGCUUUCUAUUGGCUGGACCGCUGCGAGGGCGGGGCCAGUGUCGCCAAGCAGGAAGAGAAGCUCAGCAAAUGUGCAGUGCUGUUGGGCCGACUGCUCAGGGAUUACAGAAUCACCGUCUUCGCCACCUGCCACGCCAUAAGGAGGAGCUGGAGCGGCCCCUCCUCUUCCUCUUCCUCCUCCUCCUCGGACUACGACCGGCCCUACCUCUGUCACCCCUGGCAACGCCUGGUCACCCACCGGCUGCUGUGCUCCAGGCAGGAGGCUGCAAACAACAUGGCCGCCACAGCAGGAGGCAGCAAGGAGCAGAGGAGGCGGCAGGUCUUCACCGUCCACUGCACCUCCUCUUCCUCCUCCUCCUCCUCUUCCUCCUCCAGGACGAAGACUUACCGGAGCAGCUCCUUCUGCGUGACGGACGGAGGAGUGGAGUUUAUCUGAGCCGUCACCGCCCGCACACUAAACGUCUGUUCAUGCAAUAAUACGACACAUUUCCCCCUCUCAUUCCCCCUGCUCUGGUGUUUCCCCCUCUCAUUCCCCCUGCUCUGGUGUUUCCCCCUCUCAU